Molecule: messenger RNA, 1693 nt
Organism: Musca vetustissima
Lineage: Eukaryota; Metazoa; Arthropoda; Insecta; Diptera; Muscidae
Product: xylulose kinase
Exons: 6
Coding region: 1-1692 (563 amino acids)
Biological process (GO): D-xylose metabolic process; xylulose metabolic process
Cellular component (GO): cytosol
Molecular function (GO): D-xylulokinase activity
Source: RefSeq, a predicted model, not a curated record
AUGAAACGUGACAAAGUAGCUGAAGAUGAAAAAGAAAAGGCAACAUAUUUGGGCUUCGAUCUCAGCACCCAAAAGCUUAAAGCCGUCCAAUUAAAUAAUAAACUGGAAAUUCUUGUAACCGCUGAAGUUCAAUUUGAUUCAGAUCUUCCAGAGUUUCGAACACAGGGUGGUGCCAAUGCUGGUGCCCGGAAAAAUGAGUACUUUGUUCAACCCGUUAUGUGGGUUAAGGCCCUUGAUAUUGUUAUGGAUCGUUUAGUUAUGGAAGGUGCCGAUUUGAGUACAGUCAUGGCAAUUGGCGGUUCGGCACAACAACAUGGUUCCUUAUACUGGUCACGUCACGGUAUCGAUACAUUAAAAAAUCUUGAUCCAGAUAAAUUUAUGCAUUUACAAAUCGAUGAUUCGGCAUUUGUAUUAACCCGUACCCCCAUAUGGAUGGACGGUUCGACAGAGAAUCAGUGCCUUGAAAUGGAAAUAGCUAUUGGUGGCCCACAGGAAAUGGUCAGCAUUACGGGUAGUAAAUGUUAUCCACGUUUCACAGGACCACAAAUCCGUAAAGUCUAUCAACAGCGAACACAUGCCUAUGAAGAUUCCAAACGCAUAUCGUUGGUUAGCAGUUUCUUGGCAUCGUUAUUUAUUGGUGAUGUGGCAUCCAUUGAUUAUGCUGAUGCCUCAGGAAUGAAUUUAUUUGAUAUUAAUACGAAAACAUGGUCCAAAGCGUGUCUGAAUGCUUGUGCACCCGAUUUGGAAGAACGUCUCGGAGUGGCUGUGAAGACAAAUAGCAUUUUGGGUAAUAUUUGUGAUUUCUUUGUACAACGUUUUGGUAUGCCGGCGGAGUGUCGAGUGGCUGCAUUUACGGGUGAUAAUCCUUCAGCAUUGUCGGGGAUGUUGGUGGAAAAAGAUUGGUUGGUCAUGUCAUUGGGUACCAGUGAUACGUUGAUGAUGAAUUUAGAUCAUCCACCUCAUCUGGAGGAGGGUCAUGUGCUGUGUCAUCCCACCGAAGAAGAUCAAUAUAUGGGAUUGUUGUGCUUCCGCAAUGGCUCUUUGGUCAGAGAUGCCAUAAAACGUUCUGAGGCCCAAAACAGUUGGGAAACGUUUAGUGCCUUGCUGGACUCCACACCACGUGGUAAUUAUGGUAAUAUGGCUUUACAUUUCCACACCAUGGAAAUAAUACCCCAGGCCAAAGGUGUAUUGCGUUGGAAUAAAUCUCAUUCGGCAGCAUCUCCUGAUGCCGCGAAGGGGGUUCUCAAAUUCACAUCACCGGAGGCAGAAAUAAGAGCAUUGAUCGAAGGUCAAAUGUUACAUAGACGUGCCAUUGCCUCCGAUAUGGGUUUUCAUUUUGGUAGCGAAACGAAAAUCAUUGCCACUGGUGGAGCUUCCGUUAAUAAAUCAAUUUUACAAGUUAUUUCGGAUGUAUUCAAUGCACCGGUUUAUAUACAGAAAGCCAGUGAGGCUGCCCUUUUGGGAGCUGCAUAUCGUGCUAAAUAUUGUGAAUAUUUAGCACAAACCAAAGAUGAAACCAAAGCAUCCGACACCGAGGCAUCAACAGUCCUUAGCUAUCAUGAUUUCAUAUUACCAUUUAUACCGAAUCAUGUGGAGCUGGUGUGUGAGCCCAGUAAAGAUAGUACCGAUAUUUAUACGCCAAUGUUGGAACGUUAUCGAGCCAUGGCUAAUGUUUUGCAAGAAAAUAAAUGAU